AUGCGUUUUCUCGUGUUCUUUGUUACGAUAACACUUAUAAAUGCUGCCAAGCAGACACUUAUGCCACUGGUGACAUCUGUAGAAAAUGUGAACUCCUUCGAUGCCGUCGAUACGGACAACAAUGGUGCCAUCAAUUUCAAUGAAUUCGAGAAGUGGUAUAAGAAGACGCAGCAUGAAACAAAUGAUGCUAAGAUUAAAAAUAUCUUCCACAAAUAUGAUGUGUCCCGCGAUCAGACCCUCGAAGUGGCCGAGUUUGUACCUCUUGCGUAUGAGAUCAGCCGAAAACCAGUUGACACUGCUGAAGAGAUCUUCAAGCGCAUGGAUCUUAAUCACGAUGGAACCAUCGAUCUCAACGAAGCAGCCAUUGCACGAAAAGAGCACGGUGCUGGGGUCAUUGAUGGCGUGCUAGCUGUUGCUGAUGUUAACAACGAUGGGCAACUGUCUUAUGAGGAGUUUAAAGCUCAACUUAACUACAAUAAGCCGAAGAGUAGAAAAGAGGCUAAUAAGGAGAUGGCUUACCAAGUGUUGAAUUAUAUUGAUCAAAACAGAGAUGGGAAACUAUCGGCACAAGAAAUCCGCAAUUUCGCCUCGGCCUAUAACAAGCUCUCCGAUGCCGAAAUCGCUCAUGUGAUAAGCAGUUUGGAUGCUGACAAGGAUGGUUUUCUCACUGUCCACGAAUUGGAGCGCAUCCCCGGUAAAAUAGCCGAGUUCGCCAACAUUCGGCCACCACCAACUGUCUAG
Molecule: messenger RNA, 741 nt
Organism: Ostertagia ostertagi
Lineage: Eukaryota; Metazoa; Nematoda; Chromadorea; Rhabditida; Trichostrongylidae
Source: the annotation of a GenBank genome assembly